Molecule: messenger RNA, 2292 nt
Organism: Dioscorea cayenensis subsp. rotundata (Guinea yam)
Lineage: Eukaryota; Viridiplantae; Streptophyta; Magnoliopsida; Dioscoreales; Dioscoreaceae
Product: type I inositol polyphosphate 5-phosphatase 10-like
Exons: 12
Coding region: 539-2092 (517 amino acids)
Biological process (GO): phosphatidylinositol dephosphorylation
Molecular function (GO): phosphatidylinositol-3,4,5-trisphosphate 5-phosphatase activity; inositol-polyphosphate 5-phosphatase activity; phosphatidylinositol-4,5-bisphosphate 5-phosphatase activity
Source: RefSeq, a predicted model, not a curated record
ACUCUUCUGAAAAAAUAGGCAACAAGAGAACAAGUCUCCUGAGCUCUUGGAAAUAAUUACAAAAGUGCUUCGGUGUUUGCAAAGUUAUCCUUUGAAUAUAUAUAUAUAUAUAUAUAUCCAUCAGAAUGAGUUCCCAAGUUUGCUUCUUUUGGUGAAUAUUGGUUUUGGUUGCUGUGGGUCUGGAAUCUUCUUUUUUUGGAUUGGUUUGUUGAGAGCUUGAGAAGAGAUUGUGUGGUUGGUGUUUGUGCAGUUUCUUGUUGCUGAGUUGUUAGAUUUUAAUCUCUAAAGUGUGCCAUAUGGAGAUUUAAUUGGUGUUCUGAAGAUUGGAUUCAUUGGUCCUCUUGGUUUGGUUGCCUAAAUUGGCAGGGAAUACCUUUGAUUUUAUGCUUCUGGGAAUGUCAGGGAGAGGGAAAGGCAUAAGAAAAUAGAGGUGACAUAGAGAUGCUAUCUAGAAAUGGAAGGAAAAAGGUACUGGUUAUCACUGAUUUAAACUAAUCAUUCCUUGUUUUCAAGGUUUUUGGGAAACAAGGAGAAGAAAAUGAGCAAGGAGACGGAUAAUUCUUUCUCUGCUGAAUUAGGAGAAAGUCAUAGUUUCUCAGAAACUGGCACUUCAGUAUUGGCAAGAAGCUUCUCAGAUUCCAAUCCUAGUUAUCGAAGUAUGGAAUAUAGCAGUUUUCCAUCCUCUUUACAGAACACUGCAAAUGCUCAGACCUACAGGAUUUUUGUUGCAACUUGGAAUGUGGGAGGAAAAACUCCUCAUGGAGGGCUGAACCUCAAUGACUUUCUUCCUGCUGAUGAUCCAUCAGAUAUAUAUGUCUUAGGUUUCCAGGAAAUAGUCCCUUUGAAUGCGGGAAAUGUGCUUGUCAUAGAAGACAAUGAACCUGCAACAAAAUGGCUUGGCCUGAUAAACCAGGCACUGAACAGAACACAAGAAACUGAUGCUGCAGACUGCAUGAGCACUCAAACUGAUUAUAGCUUUACUUCACCAGCUAACACACCAAACAUUUCAACUUCCAAAGACUUGAAGUCACCCGGCAAUUUACUGUUCUUUCAAAAACCUUCUCUCAAGGCUGUCAGCAGAUCUUUCAGGAUUGUACAAGGAAGGAGGCUCAAGUCCUGUAAUUGCCCAUCAGAAGUAUCAAGGAAAUACUACAGAGACUCUUGUUUCGGUUGCCAGCAAGCAUAUACCAGAAAAGAUGAUUCUUCAGAAGAUGAAGCCGAGGAACCAGACGGCUUUAUGGUUCCUGAUCUAGCAAUUGACAUGCCUUCUUCUGUGAAGCAGCAAAAAUACAGUCUCAUUGCUAGCAAACAGAUGGUUGGAAUUUUUGUCACUGUUUGGUUAAGAAGAGAACUUGUCCCUUUUGUAGGCCAUUUAAGGAUUUCUUGUGUUGGUCGAGGAAUCAUGGGCUGCCUUGGCAACAAGGGCUGUAUAUCUGUGAGCUUGUCUUUGCAUCAGACUAGCUUUUGUUUUGUCUGCAGUCACUUGGCUUCCGGGGAGAAAGAAGGCGAUGAGCGAAGAAGAAACUCUGAUGUUAUAGAGAUACUGAAGAACACACAGUUUCCAAGGAUUUGUCGAUCACCUAGCAGAAGAGUACCUGAGAAAAUUCUUGGUCAUGAUCGGAUAAUUUGGCUUGGAGACUUGAACUAUCGUAUUGCAUUAAGCUACUCUGAGACCAGGAAGCUCCUUGAGUACAAUGACUGGGAUGCACUCUUCAAGAAAGAUCAACUUAAGAUCGAAAUAGAAGCCGGGCGAGUGUUCAAAGGGUGGAAAGAAGGGAAGAUAUUCUUUCCUCCAACAUACAAGUACUCCGACAACUCUGAUGCUUAUGCAGGAGAGGUUGCUACAUCAAAGAAGAAGAGAAGAACUCCGGCAUGGUGUGAUCGAAUAUUAUGGCACGGAGAUGGGAUCGUCCAAUUGUGUUACAUUUGUGGUGAAUCAAGAUUUUCAGAUCAUCGGCCUGUGUGUGCGGUUUUCUCGGUUGAAGUUGGGGUACCUGAUGCAAGAUUAAGGAAUGGUUUAUCAACUCCAAAUAUGAAGGUUGGAGUUGAAGAGCUGUUAUCUUCAGGAAGUAGUGAUUAUUUUCCUCACUAAACCAUAAGCUGACUUGGAUGAUGACUUACCAUUCUUGAAAACAAACUCCCAAAGAAACUAACAAAGAUCAUCUACACAGACUGGAGGGAUUACAUUUCCAGUAAAUUCCUAACAAUGCUGAAGUAAGUGCAACUAUUUUAUUUUUUUGAAUAAGAAGGAAUUUUUUAUUAAUAUGUUGGAAAUUUAGAAUCCCUUGUGAG